Castor canadensis (American beaver) is the source of this 1836-nucleotide messenger RNA. It is a transcript of the gene Psmd12, whose product is annotated as proteasome 26S subunit, non-ATPase 12. Gene Ontology annotation, cellular component: proteasome regulatory particle, lid subcomplex; cytoplasm. The record is from RefSeq and is a predicted model, not a curated record. NCBI's taxonomy places the organism in Eukaryota, Metazoa, Chordata, Mammalia, Rodentia, Castoridae.
GGGCUUCCAGCGCACUGCCUGAGUUGACUGCGCGUGCGGCUUCCGGUGUGGGUGACGAGUGGUGGCCGAAGCACAGAAGGGACAGCAGGGGACGCUUAGGCAAGCACCAUGGCGGACGGCGGCUCGGAGCGGGCCGAUGGGCGUAUCGUCAAGAUGGAGGUGGACUAUAGCGCCACGGUGGACCAGCGCCUGCCCGAGUGCGAGAAGCUGGCCAAGGAAGGAAGACUUCAAGAAGUCAUUGAAACCCUUCUGUCUUUAGAAAAACAGACCCGUACUGCCUCUGAUAUGGUGUCGACAUCCCGGAUCUUAGUUGCAGUGGUAAAGAUGUGCUAUGAGGCUAAAGAAUGGGAUUUGCUGAAUGAAAAUAUUAUGCUUUUGUCAAAAAGGCGGAGUCAGUUAAAACAAGCUGUUGCAAAAAUGGUUCAACAGUGCUGUACUUACGUUGAGGAGAUCACAGACCUUCCAGUCAAACUUCGAUUAAUUGAUACUCUACGAAUGGUUACAGAAGGAAAGAUUUAUGUUGAGAUUGAGCGUGCUCGACUGACUAAAACAUUAGCAACCAUAAAAGAGCAAAAUGGCGAGGUGAAGGAGGCAGCCUCCAUUCUACAGGAGUUACAGGUUGAGACCUAUGGAUCAAUGGAAAAGAAGGAGCGAGUGGAGUUUAUUUUGGAGCAGAUGAGGCUCUGCUUAGCUGUGAAGGAUUAUAUCCGGACACAAAUCAUCAGCAAAAAAAUUAACACCAAAUUUUUUCAGGAAGAAAAUACAGAGAAAUUAAAGUUAAAAUACUAUAAUUUAAUGAUUCAGCUGGAUCAGCAUGAGGGAUCUUAUUUGUCCAUUUGUAAGCACUAUAGAGCAAUAUAUGAUACUCCCUGUAUACAGGCGGAAAGUGAGAAGUGGCAACAGGCUCUGAAAAGCGUUGUUCUCUAUGUUAUCCUGGCUCCUUUUGACAAUGAGCAGUCAGAUUUGGUUCACCGGAUAAGUAGUGACAAGAAGUUAGAAGAAAUUCCUAAAUACAAGGAUCUUUUAAAGCUUUUUACCACAAUGGAGUUGAUGCGUUGGUCCACGCUUGUUGAGGACUAUGGGAUGGAAUUAAGGAAAGGUUCCCUGGAGAGUCCUGCAACUGAUGUUUUUGGUUCUACAGAAGAAGGUGAAAAAAGGUGGAAAGACUUGAAGAACAGAGUUGUUGAACACAAUAUUAGAAUAAUGGCCAAGUACUAUACUCGGAUAACAAUGAAAAGGAUGGCUCAACUUCUGGAUCUGUCUGUUGAUGAGUCAGAGGCUUUUCUCUCGAAUCUAGUUGUUAACAAAACCAUCUUUGCUAAAGUAGACAGGUUGGCAGGAAUUAUCAACUUCCAGAGACCCAAGGAUCCAAAUAAUUUAUUAAAUGACUGGUCUCAGAAACUGAACUCACUGAUGUCUCUGGUGAACAAAACUACACACCUCAUAGCCAAGGAGGAGAUGAUACAUAAUCUACAAUAAGGGUCUUAAUGCUUUUAGGAAAGAGGAACUUGGAAGUCAUUAAAAAAGGACUGUUAUCAUCAUCAAAAAAGGACUGUUAUCAUGGUGUAUAUGUUGGGUUUUUUCCUAUUCUCUGCUCUUUUGUCUAAAAUUUUUAAAUAAUGAAUGUAUUGAGACUCCCUUUGACUUUUCAGUUCUCCAAUUUCAUUGUGAAUUCCAUGUUUACAAUUGGUGCAAAAAUACCACACAUUUUAUUGUGUGAAUGCAUAAAAAAUUGUGUCACAACUUACCCAAGAAAGUUUUUCUAUCAUUUAAAAACUUCCUAGCUAUUAUUUGUUUUCAUUCAACUAACAGCUGUGUAAUAAUAAAAGCAGUCUA